AUGGUGCAAACGCGUCGAAAAACAGCAGCAGCUGCCCAGGAUGGUGCCGUGAAAGAGAACAAAAGCAUGACACCUGCCCCUCAGACACCAACGAAAAAAGGAAAACGCGGACGACCUCCAAAAGUGAAGACCGAAGCUCUUACUUCAAGCAAUCCUAGCACAUCUGAUCACGUCGAUAGUUCAAAUUCGUAUUCUGAUGAAAAAUUACAAGAAUCAACUCUUUUUAUCAGCUGUAAUCAGGGUAGUGAAACACCGCCGACAAAUGAAGCUGCUUUGUUUUCAAUAAAAAAAGAAAACGAUGAUGAAUAUUCUAAUGAUUCUGAGUCGCGUGGCCAGAAAAAUUCCUUGAAAGAAACAAUUUCGUCUUUAACGAUCGAUUCCUCAUCGAAACGUAUAUCAAUCGAUAGGUUGAAAAUCAAAGAAGAACUAGAUGAUAGUAAUGAUAACGCAUCACCUAGCGAUGUUACACCAUGUGAAGUAGAGAUGCCAAAUCAUAUCAGUUCUGUUUCUCCUAUGCAUCCAGAUGAUCCUCAGCCUUCGACUUCAUUCAACGUCCCAGAAUUAAAAACGGAACCUACUGAUCCCGAAAGCGAUCUGAAGCCGAGAUCCUCCACGCCUAUCAUGUUUGAAGAAGCUUCACCGCCAGUUUCUCCAGGCGCUGAAUCAGCUGUGAAUGCAGAUGACUCGGAAUCGAUGGAUAUAGCAAACUCUGAAAGCGACGGCGAUAACGAUGAACCAUCGGAAGGCAGUGAUAACUUGCUAAACACUUCAUCUUCUUCCAUACCCUUGCCAACUUCACCACCACCGACGAAUUCGAUCAGAGGAGAAAUUCACAUUGAUGUUGACAAAAGUGCUGUGAAUCCUUUGUCGUCUCCGACUAUGAGUCGACCCAGGAUACACUUCCUACAUCCAGCUUACUCGAGCUUUGCGAGCGAUACGUUGACCUCUCCCCAACCCCCUUCGGAAUCUGGGUCGGUACGAGAGAAAGCAGAAAAUGGAGCAUCAGUAGGAUUCAAAAUGACUUUCAAAAAAGCUUCGGCUAAUCCACUUAUGAAAUCUUCGGCUUUGGAAAAUACGACAUCUUCCCUGUCUCCGUCGGUAUCUGCGACAUCAAUAUCGUCGUCUCUUGGAACAGAUUCUACAGUUUCUCCUCUGAAACGCAGUUCGAAUUUCGGAACGUCUGCUUCAAAUGAACUGCCACCACCCCAAAUGGUCGAGCUCCCGAAACCUUCAUUUUUCAAUAUACCCGCUAUGAGCAGUGUAUUCUCGUCAGGAAGCGAUUCUGCACCAGAAGAACGGGUCAUUUCAAAGUUGAGUACUUCUGUUCCUACGAGUUCAACAAAAAUGUCUGAGUCAGAAAUUCAAGCACUGAAAGCCAAAGCCGAAAAAGUUGCUCAAGAUAUAGCUCGACGUCAUCAGGAAGAAAUGCGAUUGAAGGAAAAAGAGAAAGAAAAAGAGAAAGAAAAAGAAAAAGAGAAGGAGAAGGAAAAGGAAAAAGAAAAGGAAAAGGAAAAAGAGGAAAGAGAUGAUUACGACAGAAGACGAGAUGAUCGUGAUCGCAGAUACAGGAAAAGUGAUCCUGAUCGAAAUGAUCAGUACUCACGAACAAGACAAAGAGAAGAUGAUGAGAGAAGAGCUCGAGAAAAAGAAAGAGAAGUAACAAAAAGACAUGAUCGUGAGCGAGAAGAGGAAAGGCUUCAGAAAAUGAAAGAAGAGGAAAGAAAAAAGAAAGAAGAGGAAGAAAGAAAACAGAAAGAAAUUGAAGAACAGGAACAGAAAGAAGCGGAAGAAAGGAGAAUCGAAGAAAAACGAAUAAAAGAGGAAGAGAUGAAAAUCCCAGAAUACAUAACAAUAGCAGAAAAUAAAUAUUUCAAUAGAAAUGCCAAUAAGAAGAAGACUGAUUCAUUAAUAUGUGAAUGCUCUCGACUUGGUUUGACCUGCUCAGAUAACAAUUGUGUUAACCGCGCCAUGCUCACAGAGUGUCCGUCAUCCUGUCCGGCAAACUGCAAAAACCAACGUUUUGCAAAAAAGAAAUAUGCUUCAGUUGAGGCGUUUCACACGGGAACAGCAAAAGGUUGCGGCUUACGAGCACUGAAGGACAUCAAGAAAGGUCGAUUCAUCAUUGAAUACGUCGGCGAAGUCGUGGAGAGAGAUGAUUAUGAGAAGCGAAAAAAGAAGUAUGCUGCUGAUGAAAAACACAGGCAUCAUUAUCUGUGCGAUACUGGAGUAUAUACUAUUGACGCCACUGUCUAUGGUAACCCGUCACGUUUUGUGAACCACAGUUGUGAACCUAACGCAGUCUGUGAGAAGUGGUCAGUCCCUAAAACCCCAGGAGAUAUUAGUAGAAUCGGAUUUUUCGCUAAAAAAUCUAUUAAAGCUGGCGAAGAAAUCACAUUCGAUUACCAGUUCGUGAAUUACGGUCGAGAGGCGCAACAAUGUUUCUGUGGAGCUCCUUCUUGUAACGGAUGGAUUGGCACGAAGCUCGAAGACUCCGAUGAUGAUGAUGACGACAAUUGCAGCACUUCAUCAAGACAUAUCGAGAUGGACGACGAAACGGAAGAGAAACUAGAAGAACUGAAUGAUCUUGAACCUCAUCAACAGAUCGUGCUGAUAGAUAGAAUGUUGCAAAAUCUUUAUUCGUCGAAAAAAGAUAAGAAAACUGAGAGGAAAGUCAUUACAAUUGCUUCCAGAAUCACCGACCACAACCAACGUGAACAGCUUUUGAGAAAACUCUUCUCUACUGCUACGGAUUUCAAGAGUCAAUCGUAUUAUGCCAGAGAAGGAAUGACUACUCUAAUGGCGGAAUGGCUCGACGCAGAUGAUUAUUCUUUAGCAAAUCUAAAAUUGGUUCAGGUCAUAUUUCAAACUCUUCAUAGUGAUAUCUUUCUUUCGUGUGCAAAAACUGAUAGACUUUUGCUGGAAGUAUUGACACGUUGGUUGAAUGCUUCUCAAGGAGAUUGGGUUGAUAUUCACGCAGUUUUAAACUCCUUAGUUAUAUGUACUGAAGAUCCAACAAAGAAUUAUGCUGAGGUUGGAAAUGAGUCUGAAAAAGAAGUGAUUGCAAACUUCAACAGAGUGAAGGAUAUGGCUUACCGAUUGAAUCAUCAUUGGUUCAACCGCUCCGUCAGUUUCAAGAUUCCAAAAAAGAAGCGUGAAUCAGUGACGAAAGAAAUCGGACGACAACCUGCAACGAUUCCUCCUUCUCACGGAGACGAAAGUGAAAGGAAUCGAAACACUUCUCCUGUAACUCAUCGUCACAACCACCACUAUUCUAAUCCAUAUUAUUCUGAACGUGAAUCACAUCCGCGCUUCUUCAAUAAUGGAAAUGAUGUUCAUCAGUAUCGUUUCACUGGCUACCAUGGAAACAAUUAUAAAGCAAACUAUCUCCCUCGGAGGCACACUAAGGAAACAUAUCGAGACCGUAGACGAUCCGGACGUCGCUCACGGAGUCGUUCCAGAAGUUAUUCUCCACAGAGCCACAAAAGAAGAAAAGUGGAUGAUCGUGAAAGUCACAGGGGACGCUCUCCGUCUACUCGCGAACGUCGAUGCACAUCUCCCGAUCAGAAAACCCCUGGUUCGGGUACUUCUGGUGAUCGUGGUGUUCAACGACAAAGAGAAAGACACCAGACAACAGCAACGGAAGAAAUCGAAGUGCCAUCUCACGCAUAUCCUCAUGAACAACUUGCCAUCCAGCCUAUGCCUGCAUACCCUGUGCCUGGUUAUGAACAAUAUGGUGUGUACGAUCCAACGACAGGAAUGUGGUUUCAACCACCCAAUCACGGUUAUUACCAGCAAUCAUAUCAGUCUCCCCACAUUUUGUGCACAAUUGAAACAUUACCUCCGAAAGCGCAUCUCGAGGAAUUAUAUGUGAAAGCAUCACUUGAACAGCUGAACGAACGUCUCGUGGCCGUCGGAGAAGAACUUGAAUUGCUUCAAGGCAUAAUUUCGGAGAAACGUGCCGAGAACGAACGAAUUGAAGCCGAACGUCGUCGGCUCGGAGAAGAGGAAGAUGCCAGGGCUCGAAAUACUAUGAAAUAUGUAUGGGCCAAAGCUAAGACAGAGUCUGGUGAAGUUUACUACUACAACAAAAUCACCAAAGAGACGCAAUGGACGCUACCAACAGCAGAACAAGGACUUCUUGAACCAGAGGGGUAUAAGUGUCCUUUCACUGCCGCCCUCCAGGCAAAUACACAAACUGUGAAGAACGAGCCAGCAGCAGAAGUUCAAAAUGGUGCUGUAGAAGGCGUUGACAACGAACAGUACGAUCAAAAUCGACAAUCGAAGGAUCAGCAAUCCGUACGACAGAGAUCUUCAACAGAGAAGUCGUCUGUAUCUCCGAAGUCUCACCGAGAUCGAGAACGACGAGAGGGAUCGCAUAGUAAUAACCGGAAUGGGUAUCGUGAAAGUUCCGUAAGUGAACGUCGUGUGCGUGACUUCAAACAAGAACUGGAGCGAUCAAUUCGAUCGGUCGUUAGAUCACAUUCUCGUCUCCGGCAAUCACAAGAAGCAACAAAUGAUAAAACUACAUGGUUAAUCAAACUCAUUGCUAAGGAAAUGUAUAAACGGGAAAGUUCGCAAAGCAAAUUCGAUUUUCAGUUCUCUGAAAAUACGGAUAAGAAAGUCCGAAACUAUACAAAAUCACUCAUUGAUCGGAAACUCGAUUCGAACGAUCUUUGGAAAGGUUACAAUGGACGAUAA
This is a messenger RNA of Caenorhabditis remanei, 4698 nucleotides long. RefSeq lists its product as uncharacterized. The record is from RefSeq and is a predicted model, not a curated record. The coding region runs from base 1 to 4698 and encodes 1565 amino acids. Gene Ontology annotation, molecular function: histone H3K36 methyltransferase activity; protein binding. Gene Ontology annotation, cellular component: nucleus; chromatin. Gene Ontology annotation, biological process: regulation of DNA-templated transcription. Lineage: Eukaryota; Metazoa; Nematoda; Chromadorea; Rhabditida; Rhabditidae. The transcript has 12 exons.